Molecule: messenger RNA, 3859 nt
Organism: Monopterus albus (swamp eel)
Lineage: Eukaryota; Metazoa; Chordata; Actinopteri; Synbranchiformes; Synbranchidae
Product: kazrin
Exons: 10
Coding region: 27-1571 (514 amino acids)
Source: RefSeq, a predicted model, not a curated record
CUGUCCCCUUCUGGAGGAGCUCAGCCAUGGAGGAGACGCUCACCUGCAGCCGAAGCCCUUUCUCCCAGGUGUUUGGGCGUCAGGGUCAGCUCAUGCAAGCCACUGUGCAGUCGUUGAACAGCCUGAAUGACCAGAUUGCAAGCUUCAUGGUGACUGGACCCAAGCCCCUGGAGCAGGAGGAGCACGCCUUUCUGCCCUCUGAGAAGGAGACACUGCAGAAGUCCAUGACCCUAAUGAGGCACCUCCUUGUGGAUGCUCAGGCAAAAAUCCUGAAGAUGAUGGAUGACAACAAGCAGCUGGCCCAGCGCAUCGAUGGGGCCAUUCAGUCGGCCAGCCAGGAGGUGACCAACCUGCGUUCAGAGCUGAGCGCCACAAGUCGCAGGCUGGCUGAGCUGGGGGCAGACUCCUCUGCCAGCAUGCUGGAGACCCUGCAGCACAACCACAAUGAUCCGUCUCCCCACUCAAGACAGAAGCCGCCAGCCACUGACUUAUGCUGCAAGACUGAAAUCAGUCGUCUCAUGGACUUCAGCUCUCCAGACGCCUCCCUGGACAAAGUUCUGCUGCGUGAGGAGGUGGCCCAGCUCCAGGAGGAGGUGCACCUGCUGCGCCAAAUGAAGGACAUGUUGAGUAAGGACCUGGAGGAGACCCAGGGAGGCUGCUCAGCCGAUGUACUGUCCGUCACCGAGCUUCGCGUGCAGCUGGCCCAGAAGGAGCAGGAGCUGGAUAGAGCUAAAGAGGCUCUGCAAGCUAUGAAGUCAGACCGUAAGCGUCUAAAGGCAGAGAAAGCAGACCUGGUGAACCAGAUGCAACAGCUUUAUGCCACACUGGAGAGCCGAGAGGAGCAGCUCCGCGACUUCAUUCGCAACUACGAGCAGCACAGAAAAGAUCUCUGUGUCUACCAGGAGAGCGAGGAUGCAGUGAAGGCACUGGCCAAGGAGAAGGAUCUGCUGGAGAGAGAGAAGUGGGACCUGCGGCGACAGACCAAGGAAGCCACAGAGCACACGGGGAUGCUGCGGUCGCAGCUGGACCUAAAGGAGAACCGCAUUAAGGAGCUGGAGGCUGAACUGGCCAUGGCCAAACAGUCGCUAGCCACCCUGACCAAGGACGUGCCCAAGCGCCACUCUUUGGCCAUGCCCACAGAGACAGUUGUCAACGGCAACAACCAAGAGUGGGUGAUGCAGGCUGACCUUCCUCUGACUGCUGCCAUCAGACAGAGUCAGCAGACCCUUUACGUCCACAUGGGGCAUCCUACUGACAGGCAAGUGGCUGCCAUGCGGGAGAGCCCGUGCCACUCACGUCAGCCCUCCAUCAUCUCCGACGCCUCGGUUCUGGAGGGAGACCGGUCAUCCACACCCAGUGAUAUCAAUUCGCCACGUCAUCGGACUCACUCCCUCUGCAAUUCCCUAGAAGAUCUGGAGGAGGCGAAGCGUAAGAAGAAGAAAGAGAAGAUGGGGCUAGGCUCUCUAUCGCGUGUCUUCGCCCGGGGAAAGCAGCGCAAGUCCCUUGACCCCGGUUUGUUUGAUGGUACUUCAACACCUGAUUAUUACAUAGAAGAAGAUGCAGACUGGUAAAGCACACAUGUCUGGGUGAACCAGCUGGAGAGCCCUUGUGCCAGUUAGCAGAAGACAGAAUUGCAUGUGCGUGAAAGGAUGCGUUUGACGUCAGUGUGUACAGCUAUAAGAAUGCGUGUGCAGUCUCACAUGGUGAAGUGUGCAUGUGCGUGAGAGUGUGUGCAUGUGUGUGUCGCGCAUGGUCAGACGCCAUGUCAGAAGCUGGAGGCGGGUCUUGCUUCGCUGAAGUGUAAACCUUAACAAGCAAAUUGCACCUGUAUGUAUGUAUGUAUGUACAGUCCUGUAAAUAGAGUGAACAGUGUAACACAGCGACCAUGUGGAUAUGUUCUGUUGUAUCUUCCCUCCAAGAUGGCUGUGUUAUUGGCUCUUUUAAUUCUUCUUCUACAUUUUGACUUUUUGUUUUCACUCAACUGGAAACUUGAAGGACUGCUGUACAUGUAAAUAACAGUUGAUGUACACCUUGUGCGUGUAAAUGUCUCCUCGUCCUGUAUGCUGUUUGUUUAAUUUUGGCCUGUACUCCCUUCCACUCACUACCUAUUAACUUCAACUCCUCCCUGUUUAUUGUCCUGUUUGGUUCAUCCCCCUCCUUCUACAAUGCCACGAUGAGAACAGUUUCCUGCAGGUGACAUGCAGACUCCUCAAAUCCACCUCUAAUUCAGCUGUACAGCAUAUCGCUCAACCGCCAAGCAAACAGUGCAGAGGCACUCCUUGAUGUUUGCUCAAAUGAGACUUCAAACACACUGCUAAGCGAGGAAUCAACUUUCUGUGGCAGAACAAUUCAUUCAAUGAAAAUGAAGCCAAACAGGAAAUUUAAGAAAUGUGUUUUCUAUCUGUUGAGAUAGAAGGUACAUGAUCAAGGCACAUGCGUGACAUGCAUGCACAUAGUCCCAGACCCCAAAUGCAUGUUGCAGAAAACCCUACUAAACACAAAUGUCAUUUUCUGAGGAUGUUGUGGAGAAGGUGUCUGGUUUAAAAAAGAGAGGUCAGUUACUAAUUUCAUGAUGUUUAUUCAUGGUCUCCUCCAUUUUAAAUUAAGUGAUUUUCAGACUUGACCCUCUGCUUUGAUUAAAGCUCAAGAGCUUCACAUCACAUUCUAAACAUAGAGCAUUUUAAUUAGCACCUACAAAGCUUUUUAUGGAACAUUUUAUCCAAAAUAAUAAAGAUCAACAAAGUCAAAAGUCGCAAAGAAAACCCAGCUUUACACAUUUAAUGAUUAAAUAAUGAUUAAGUAAUACUUUGUACUAGACUUUGUACAGUUUUCUUUCUGUAGGAUCUUAUAGCUUGUGGCUAUUGUUUUACUAAUACAAACUUUUGGGAGCAGAAUUCCAUCCAUCCAGAAUUAUUCUGGCAAAAUUUAGUUUAAAAAUGUAAUAUCACAACCAUCAGUUAUACUAAUAUUAGACUGAUGGUCAAGGUUCUUCCAAAUCUCAGGUCAUUCUAGCUGAAAAUCAGACCCUUUAUUUAGAGCAUAGAGCAGACACUGAACUGUUAUAAUGAACUAUAAUAAUGAGUGCCAACUCUGAAGGUUACAAAUCAGAAAUAACCCCGUGAACUCCAAAAAAAAAUAAUAAUAAUAAUUCUGGUGCAGAGUUCAGGUCACUGCUGAAAAAAGCAAUUAACUUUGUGCCAAAGGUUAAUAGCAUUUCAUCAGUGAAAAGAACAGACACUGGAUUAUGUCCAUCCUUUAACUGGACUGAGCCCGAGUCUGCACUCCCCCCAGGAAAUCUUUUCUCUCCCUGAUAUUACACUAACACUGGCAUUUGUCGAUCUCACCUGAACCACUAUAGAGUCACAGAUUACAUUGGGGCUGUAUUUAACCACAGUGCUUGUCAAAAGAAUGUCCAUGUAAGUAGAGGGGGAUUAUCAUUUACCCCUUAAUUCAGCCUACAGUACAUUUGGGCUUUGCAGCUCUUGGAUUUAGAGGUGAAACGUUGAGGUAAUUCAUUAAAUUGUAUGUGAACAACAGCUCAACCGGUUUAUCUCAUUCAGUGUAUGAAAAUCUAGGCUAUCUUUGUUAUUUCAUGUAAAAUCCUUUAUGAUGCUCUGCUGAUGGGGGGCAAACAUAUCAAAUGAAAAAGACAUUAUCACGUUUAUCAUCUUUUGAGCCACGGUCUCUCUCUCUUUUUUCUUUUUGUAAAUGAGAUAACAUUACAGAAAUAAAAUUAAUAUUAUUAUUAGAGUUUUAUUUAAAGUAAAAAAUGUAGGCCUCUUUGGGGGACUUCUAUUGUGAGGUCCUGAGAUGUUUAGAAGUGGAAAGUGGCCAGCUUUUAAAGGCAUGGCAAAAAAAA